Chinchilla lanigera (long-tailed chinchilla) is the source of this 1431-nucleotide messenger RNA. RefSeq names its product tyrosyl-DNA phosphodiesterase 2 (gene Tdp2). Bases 101 to 1177 code for a protein of 358 amino acids. Gene Ontology annotation, molecular function: single-stranded DNA binding; 5'-tyrosyl-DNA phosphodiesterase activity; protein binding. The transcript is spliced from 7 exons. Gene Ontology annotation, cellular component: PML body; cytoplasm. Lineage: Eukaryota; Metazoa; Chordata; Mammalia; Rodentia; Chinchillidae. Gene Ontology annotation, biological process: double-strand break repair. The record is from RefSeq and is a predicted model, not a curated record.
CGCCGGGUGGUAGAUGCGGGUGCACCAGGGCGCCAGGCGCCUGCGCAGAACUGGGCAGCGGCUGCGCCUUUAAAGUGGGCGUUGUAAACACGGCGAGGUGAUGGAGCUCGGGAGCAGUGAGGAGGAGGCGCGGGACGAGAGCCAGCCCGAGGCGAAGAGGCGGCGGUUGCUGUGCGUGCAGUUCUCCUCGGUGGCGAGCUGCGACGCCGCGGUGGCGCAGGGGUACCUGGCCGAGAACAACUGGGAGAUGGAAAGAGCGCUGAACUCCUACUUCGAGCCCGCCGCGGAGGGCAGUGCGGUGGGAAGCCGGGCCGGGCUGCCAGCGGAGCCCGGGCGUUGUGUUGACCUAACCAAUGAAGAAACAACUGAUUCCACUAGUUCUAAAGUCUGCUCAUCUGAAAACAUUCAGCAAGAAGAUGGCAGUAUGUUCUCUUUCAUCACGUGGAACAUUGAUGGAUUGGAUCUAAACAGUCUCCAAGAGAGGGCUCGAGGGGUGUGUUCCUAUUUAGCUCUGUACAACCCGGAUGUCGUAUUUCUACAGGAAGUUAUUCCACCCUAUUUUAGCUAUCUGAAGAAGAGAGCAAGUAGUUAUGAGAUUAUUACAGGUCACGAAGAAGGCUAUUUCACAGCUAUAAUGUUGAAGAAGUCGAGAGUGAAAUUAAAAAGCCAAGAGAUCAUUCCUUUUCCAAGUACCAAGAUGAUGAGGAACCUUUUGUGUGUGCAUGUGAGUUUGUCUGGAAAUGAACUUUGCCUUAUGACUUCCCAUUUGGAGAGCACCAGAGGGCACGCCAGCGAACGAAUGAAUCAGUUAAAACUGGUGUUAAAGAAAAUGCAAGAGGCUCCAGAGUCAGCUACAGUUAUAUUUGCAGGAGAUACCAAUUUAAGGGAUCAAGAAGUGACUAAAUGUGGUGGUUUACCCAGCAACAUUUUGGAUGUCUGGGAGUUUUUGGGCAAACCUAAGCAUUGCCAGUAUACAUGGGACACACAGAUGAACUCUAAUCUUGGAAUACCUGCUACUUGUAAGCUUCGUUUUGAUCGAAUAUUUUUCAGAGCAGCAGCAGAAGAGGGCCACAUUAUUCCUCGAAGUUUGGACCUGCUUGGGUUGGAGAAACUGGACUGUGGCAGAUUUCCUAGUGAUCACUGGGGUCUGCUGUGUAAUUUAGAUGUCAUAUUGUGAAAUACUUUACAAAUAUGAGUCUUAAGUGUUUUAUUUUGUGCUGGAUUUUUGCAGAUGUAAUUUCUUCCUAUCUGGAAAGGUCAAUUUAAUAUGGAGAAAUUAAUACUGUAAAGUGGAUCAUUGCUACAGGAAAACACAGUUACAAUUUUGAAUUAUGGAUUAUGUCCUCAGAAUUAGAAUCAGCCAGGUGUGGUGGUGCACACCUGUAAUCUCAGCACCUGAGAGACUGAGUCAGGAUUGUUGUGAGUUUGAGG